Molecule: messenger RNA, 552 nt
Organism: Nematolebias whitei (Rio pearlfish)
Lineage: Eukaryota; Metazoa; Chordata; Actinopteri; Cyprinodontiformes; Rivulidae
Product: atrial natriuretic peptide receptor 1-like
Exons: 5
Coding region: 1-552 (183 amino acids)
Biological process (GO): regulation of blood pressure; vasodilation
Cellular component (GO): membrane
Molecular function (GO): natriuretic peptide receptor activity; peptide hormone binding
Source: RefSeq, a predicted model, not a curated record
AUGGCCACAUUUGGCCCCCGGGCCUUGACUGUGACACUACGAGAAGUGGUGUACCUGUGCUGCUCCUGGGAUAUCUUCAGGAACCUGAUGGUCCAGUUUUGGAAGGAGGGGGUGGAGCUGGAGAACUUUGUCUUCUUCUACAUUGAUCUUUUUGCUGAUGGUCUGGGAGGUGAGCGACCCGUCAGGCCCUGGUUCAGAGGAGACCAGGAUGACUACGGGGCCCAACUGGCCUUCAGGAGUGUAAAGGUGCUGACCUACUUGGAGCCUCAGAAUCCAGAGUAUUUCCAGUUUGUAGAAACUCUGAAGAACGAAGCAAAGAAAUCGUUCAACUUUACUAUCAAAGACUCCCUAUACAACCUGAUAGCUGCAGGGUUCUACGAUGGAGUGAUGCUGUACUCUCAGGCUCUGAACGAGACUUUAAGCCAGCAGAGAACAGGGCCGGGACCGGUGAAGAGACCCAGAGGAGAUGUGGUGACCAAGAAGAUGUGGAACAAAACCUUCCCAGGAGAAGUGGGCGUGGCCAAGAGCGCUGGCAGGUGGCAGAGAUCAUGA